AUGGCUGGAGUAAUUUUCGACGAUAUGUUCCUGGUGAAGACAGUAGAUCCUGAUGGAAAGAAGUUUGAUCGAGUUUCCAGGCUCAUCUGUGAUUCUGAAUCGUUCAGUAUGGAGCUUAUACUGGAUGUUAAUACCCAGCUCUAUCCCAUGCAGUUGAACGACAAAUUCCGUUUGAUGAUAGCAACUUCAUUACGAGAUGAUGGUCUUCCUGAUGAAGGCGAAUAUGAUGCUCAGGCUCAAUACCCUAGAAUGAAUCAAUUCGAAUAUGUUAUGUACGGGAAAGUGUACCGUAUUGAAGGAGAACAAAAUGAAAAUGAACCGAGAUUGGCAGCUUAUGCUUCUUUCGGGGGUCUAUUGAUGCGACUCAAAGGAGAGGCUUUCAAUUUACACGGCUUCGAACUAGAUUCCAAUAUUUACCUUUUAGUGAAGAAAGUUGCUUUCUAA
Auanema sp. JU1783 is the source of this 444-nucleotide messenger RNA. NCBI's taxonomy places the organism in Eukaryota, Metazoa, Nematoda, Chromadorea, Rhabditida, Rhabditidae. The record is from the annotation of a GenBank genome assembly.